AGGCGGCUGAGUAUAUGACGAAAUGUAUAAAUAAAUCGGUAAAUAACCAAAUAAAUACAUAAUUACGGUAAUAAAUAAGGCUCUUUGAGCAAAUAAGUCAGCAUUGCGGCACCAAGUGAGGGCUGGAGAGGCGUGCGGGUCACGAGUGAACGGAUGCUGCAGGUUGUUAGCGGCGUGAUGCGUGGUGAAAUCACGGCGAUCUGUUUUACCGUCCUGCGUCGCUUGCUUUCGUUAACACAGUCGUGUUUCACCAGCAAGCAAGGCUGCGCUUUCACCAGCUGCACGGCAACGAGGGGCCGUUCUCAGCUCGUCCCUAGUUUGGUUGUAAAAUCAGUGGGGCAUUUGUAGCUCCACGGCUGUGCUUUCUUGAGCCCCUCAUAUACUGUAACACUUUGUCUUAGAUGUGGCAUUUCACAUUGAAGUGAGCCUCAUGCGCGGCUCUGUCAUAUGAAGGCCUGCACAUUAAAAAGGAUUCAUCUAAAUAGAUAAUGGGAUGGAGGACAGUGCUCACAAAAAGCGAUCCAUUGCUGGGCUGGGCACUUUCAACAGAAAAUCUGGUCGAGAUCUGUACCUCAAGCACUACGGCACAGUGAGCGGGAGCUGGGGUCUUGUGCCGGACGUUGGGCCCUUGCCGUACGACUCUCUGAGCCCAAGCCUGGGAGGGGGUUCCAAAGUGUGUGGAGGGGCUGGAAGCUUGCAUGCCACCGAGGGCACGUCUGCAUCCCUGCCCACGUCUCCACUCCUCUCGAGACACAUCGGUGGCAUGAGGCCAUGGUCUGGACACAAAUCUCCAGGUUCAAACAGGAAGCCGAGGUACACGGACGUAACCCGUGACCCCGAGCCGGCUGCGCCGUCCGUCAGUAUAGCAGACUCGGAGCAGCUGCCUACUCAUGGCUCUACGAAGGCACUUGGCCCAGCUCCUUGCAGCGAUGAAACUGCACAUGCCCUGAUGACACGCUUGGGCUUCCUCCUGGGAGACAGGGUCCUCACCUCCAAUUCUGGCUCUUUACAGCUGCACACUGAUGACAGAAGGAACCAAAAGCUGUGUGCAAUGGAGCAGGGAAUCAGCCCUUCUUCCACAUUGACCAGCAGCUCGGCUUCUCCGCACACUUCAAGCCCGUGCUCCACACUCGCUGGGCCAUCCACCAGGGGCGGCCCCCCCCUCACACGCUCCUGUCCCUACGGCCUCGUCCCCACUCCCAGCUCUACUCUUGAGAGCAAGGACAGCGGAAUCAUUGCUACAAUUACAAGGUCUAGUGCUUACAUGGAGCGCGGUGGCUGCAGCUUGGAUCAGAUUGAGGAGAGCAGCCCACCAGACGACCCGUCCGACAGCAGUCGACCUGAAGAGCUCAACGAGGCCUCCUGCCAUAUCCCAGCAGAGCCCUCUCACCGAUGUGCUUUUCUUGGGGACCAUUUUAAGCGUUCUGCCACCCAACUGGAGCCAUAUGAGAUUGAUUCAUUUACAGGCGAUCGUUCUGAUGGGUGCUCUGAUCAAGCAGGCUUAUCUCAGAUACUUGGCUUCUCGGGCCGACGGAAUGAUCAGCACAUUAACCGUCGUUUGGUCCUCUCCAAACAACGGGAUCCAUAUCUGGGAGACCACGCCCGUUGCUACACACUCCAUGGAUCCUCCUUCACUUCCCUGGACGCGUCUGUGUUGGCGGAUCGUCCGCCAAUGGCCCCUACGCGUGCGCUCCGGGUGUACGGGAUGCCGGGUGCGGACGAGCUGCAUUCCAGUGCAUCCUUUAGCCUGAGCCGCAGCACGGAAAGGGGUUUGGACAUCUUCCCGUCGCAUUCUACCUACUCCAUCCCCACCUACCUGACACCUCGGCCCAACUCGGUGGCAGCCACAAGCUCUGCGCGGCUGGAGGACCUGAGCUUCCUGGAUGAGCAGCGUGGAGUUCCCCUCCGCACAUCUAUGAGGAUGCCACGGCAGCAUCUGGCGCCUGGCCGCCCGCAGCCUGACCACAGAGCUCCCAGAGUGCAGUCCUGGCUAAACCACUCAAUGCGAUUUGCGCCAUACAAGCCGCCGGACAUUGCACUGAAGCCACUGCUCUUCGAGGUGCCGAGCGUGACCACCGAUUCUGUGUUUGUGGGACGGGACUGGCUGUACUGCGAGCUCGAACGGCAGCUGGCCACCAGCGUGGAUGGCACCAGGGGCACGGGCGCCAGCCCUGAUAGGAACACCAGCUGCAGGGGGGCUGUCAUCGUCGGGGGAGUCGGCACCGGCAAGACGGCCAUUGUGUCUCGGAUGGUGGCCCUUAGCUGCCACGGCACACGUAUGUGGCAGAUCGCAUCUGACAGCCCACGCCUACAGCACAAAAAUCCUCACCUCAGCAAGGAGCUGCCGCUGGGCCAGCCUCCGCCUACCACAGAUGGCAUGCGCUUAGUUAGCCGUGGAAGCUGCCCAAACACGCCGGAGCUGCGCUGCAGGCCCGAAGAGGCUGUGAAAAGACUUGCAGCUCAGGUGGUGGCCUACCAUUACUGCCAGGCCGACAACACAUACACCUGCCUGGUGCCAGAGUUUGUGCACAGUGUGGCGGCGUUGUUGUGCCGAGCCCCGCAGCUGGUGUCGUACCGGGAGCUGCUGUUGCGGGAGCCACACCUGCAGAGCCUGCUCAGCCUGCGCGCAUGUGUCCAGGACCCCUCAGCUGCCCUGCGUAGAGGGGUCCUUGAGCCGCUGACGGCACUGAGAAGGGAGCGGAAGAUCCUAGAUGAAGAUUUCUUGGUUCUAGUGGACGGACUCAAUGAGGCUGAGUUCCACAAGCCUGACUACGGGGACACCAUUGCCUCCUUCAUCACUAAGCUCCUCUGCAAGUUCCCUCCAUGGCUCAAGCUCGUGCUGACUGUUCGAAACAGCAUGCAGGUGCUGAGCUUAUUGCCAUUCACCACCAUCCAGCUAGACAGCGCCAGUGUGGCUGGCGGGGCCGUAGACAUGGGACUUGUGGAACGAGACCUGCAGGCCUACGUCAUGUAUCGUGUCAACGGAAGCCACGAGAUUCAGAGCAACAUUGCGCUGAGUGGACGGCCCGAUGGCGCGGCGCUGGCUAAGCUGGUCUCGCACCUGUCCUCUUUGGCACGUGGAUCGUACCUCUUUCUUCGUCUUACCCUCGACCUCAUAGAAGAAGGACACCUCGUGUUGAAGAGCUCCGGCUACAAGGUGCUCCCUGUCUCGCUGUCGGAGGUGUACCUGCUUCAGUGCAAUCUGCGCUUCCCUUCGGGGGCAGCGUUUUCCCGGGCACAGCCACUGCUCUGCGUGGCACUGGCAUCUCUGCACCCGCUCGCUGAUGAGCAGCUGCUGCGUGCGCUUACGGCUGGAUGGGUGACGGGGCCUCGCUCGGAUGCCGUAGCUGCGUUCACGUUUGCCUUGGAGAGCGUGUCUCCCUUCCUGGUGCGGCGGCGGGAUGGCACACGCAUGUUCUGCCACCCCUCGUUCCGCGAGUGGCUCAUGUGGCGGCCCGAGGGCGAGAGCACCAAGUUCCUCUGUGAUCCCAGGAGUGGUCAUGCACUGCUGGCCAUGAGCUUCUCGCGUCAGGAGGGAAAGCUUAAUCGACAGCACACGAUGGAGCUGGGCCACCACGUCCUCAAGGCUCACAUCUAUAAGGGUUUGAGCAAGAAACUCGGUAUCUCAUCUAGCAUCCUGCAGGCUCUGUGGGUGGGGUACAGCACAGACAGCUUGUCUGCUGCACUGGCCUCACUCCGCAACCUCUACACGCCCAACAUCAAGGUGUCUCGGCUACUAAUUCUGGCGGGGGCAAACGUGGAUUUCCGCACAGAGGCACUGAGCAAUGCGCCGGUGCUGUGUGUGGAGUCCCACUUGGGCUACAGCGAGAUGGUCUCCUUGCUGCUGGACUCGGGCGCUGAUAUGGACACGACCAGCGAGAGUGGAAUGACACCGCUGUGCUACGCUGCAGCUGCCGGGCAGCUGGAAAUUGUCGCUCGUCUCUGUCGUCGCAGUGCCAAGCUGGCACACGUGGACCGCAAUGGGCAAUGUGCGCUGGUGCACGCCGCACUGCGGGGUCACCGCUCGAUCGUGGAGUUCCUGGUGAACCAGGACUGGUCCUUGGCUGGGCAACAACCCGGAUUGCCGCACAAGGGACAGGCGAUGCAGCAGGGCCUCACGGCUGCCUCCAGCAUGGGCCACACUGAGGUUGUGGAGUAUCUGUUGGAUUUUUCGGCUGAUGAAAAGAAACAGGAGAAUCAGUCACAAAUCGAUGCCUUUGACAGUCUGUGGGGAGAGACCGCACUCACUGCAGCCAGUGGCCGUGGCAGGCUGGAGAUAUGUGAGCUGCUGUUUGAGCGCGGAGCCACGCUUUCGCAGCCCAACCGCCGUGGGAUCAGCCCCGUGUUCAGUGCAGCGCGUCAGGGCCAGUGGCAGGUAGUGGACUUACUGCUGAAACGGGGUGCAGAGGUGGAUGCUAUGGACAGGCAGGGUCACACAGCUCUCAUGGUUGCAUCCUGCGAGGGUCACAUUGGAACAGUGGAAUACCUCCUUUCCAAAGGUGCGAGUAUCGGAUGUGUGGACAAGGAAGGACUCAGUGCCCUCAGCUGGGCCUGUCUGAAGGGCCACCAGCCGGUGGUGCAAUCUUUGGUUGGACGUGGUGCCGCCAUCGAUCAUACGGACAAGAAUGGGCGCACGCCACUCGAUCUCGCUGCUUUCUAUGGUGAUGCUGGAGUGGUCCAAUAUCUGGUGGAGCAUGGAGCCAUGAUAGAGCAUGUGGAUUAUAGUGGCAUGCGCCCACUCGACCGUGCUAUUGGAUGCCGGAACACCGCUGUGGUUGUUGCCUUACUGAAAAAGGGUGCCAAGCUUGGUCCUGCUUCCUGGGCUAUGGCCACCUCAAAGCCAGACGUCAUGAUAAUAUUGCUCAACAAGUUGAUUGAGGAGGGAAACCUCCUCUACAAGGCAGGACGAAUGAAAGAAGCAGCCCAGCGCUACCAGUAUGCUCUGAAGAAAUUUCCCCGUGAGGGCUUUGGUGAAGAACUGAAGACCUUCCGUGAACUCAAGGUCACCUUGUAUCUCAAUCUGUCACGCUGCCGUCGCAAGAUGAAUGAUUAUGGAAUGGCAGAAGAAUUUUCUACAAAGGCUCUGGAAUUGAAGUCAAAAUCGUAUGAGGCUUUUUACGCCCGGGCUCGUGCCAAGCGCAGCAGCAGACAGUUCAUGGCCGCGCUGGAGGACCUACAUGAGGCGGUGCGCUUAUGCCCAGAGAACCGGGAAAUUCGUCGCCUACUCGCACGGGUGGAGGAUGAAUGUCAGCAGCAGCUCCUGCUUCCACAGAGCCAGCAGCAGCAAGUACAACAGGAAGGAAACUGCACACAAACUGAAGAGGAUUACUAUGCUGAGCCUCCCACUUAUGGUGGAACCAAGGAAUAUUUUCCUGUGGCAAUUCCAAAGGAUGCCAAUGGCAAAGUAGAGGAUUGUGAUGAGGAUGAGUCUCCGUCUUCUCCCCAAGCUUUGCGUUCUCGCCCGACUUACCCAUCUCCCAUUGAGACCUCUCCCUGGUCUGAUGCACUGCAGCAAGAAAUGAGAGUUAAAUGCAACUUGGGGUCAGACAUUUACGGCAGAGCUGAACUCAGGCCUGGGGAGAGUACUCAAAUGGUUCCUCGAUCACACCAGGAUGCCGCUGCUCGAGAGAAAAUGCUUAGAACCCAAUCGGCCCAACAUCCCUGGCUGGUUAGCAGAGGAAUGAAUGUUGGAUUGGGAAACAGAAUGUCACAAUAUGAACCUAAAAGUCCAGUGAUGCAGAGAUCAAUGGAAUUGCCCUCCUCUGCUGUAUCUCAAGGCAGAGUUUUUCACCAAACAUCCCUGAAUGUUGAGAUGAGUAGUGGUAGGCCAAUGCUAACUGGUGGCAACAGAGGACUUGAGCAGCACCUGUCGAUUUUGGAAACAGAGCCCCACGUGAACAGUAAUCAUCCUCUGUCAGAUUUAAAUGCAAGUGUAUUUGAGUGCAAAGAGCAAGAGAAGCCCAAGCUGUGUAGGGAGUCAACAAUGGGAGCUUAUAGCCGUCCAGGUCAACUCAUUCCCCUGGAAGUGAGGCCGCAUCCACCUACUCCUCGUCCUUCGCUUCAUGUUAUGAGCACUGGCCUCUGCAGCUCUUCUCUCAGUCUGAUGGAGGCAGGGAAUCCCCAGUAUGCCUGCAGUCCCCAAGCUGAGGUGCGCAUCCGUACCACAUUGGACCUAAAAUCGCUGACCAGUGCAAAUAGCAUUGGAGUUGCUUGCAGUGGAGGUGAGUGCCCUGGUGUGAUAUCUCCCACACAAGAUUCGAGACAGUUUGUUUUGCCUGACAGCAAGUCCCGCCCGACACCCUUCAUGGGAGUCACAGACAAACGUGCUCGGGCCCAUCAGUUGCAACUGCCACUCGUAUCAGCACAGCAGCCAACACCACAACAGCAGCAAUCACAAAGUGGCAGGAAGUGGGUCACGUCAUCGGUUGACGUUAUUGUGACAAGUCCCGUCUCUGACUCACCCCUCUCCUCCGCGGUAUCACCUCCAAUGAACAGCCUGGCCUAUUACAACAAGACAAACAAUUAUCUUGAGCAACAAGAGGGCACUGACAUUGACUCACCACCUUUGCCAAAUCAGCAAAAUAACAACAACAUGCAUAACGGACGAUGCCUUAUGCAGGAGGAACCCUCCACAAAUGAUGAGGAUAGGUCCUCAAAGCCAGCUUCACUCUCAUUGCAGGGAUAUCAGGAUGGAGUGGGCCUCAUUGUACAGCAUGUGGUCAAGGAUCCCAAGCCACCGUGCACCUCCCCACUAAUUCCUAAACGCCCUUUUGUAGAGUCGAAUGUAUAAGGCUGUGGCGAGCACACUCUUAACUGCAUCCUAAAUAGUUUGUCAAGGUCAGUUAAAACUUUGCCGCAAUCCUCAUGCAAAUCGGUGUGGCAAAAUAUGAAAUGAUGUAAAUAGAAAAUACAGAAGCAUGUGAAAAUAUUGUGCAUCCCUAUAUCUAAAAACUAUUGUACAUUUAGCUUUAGAGUUAUGUAUUAUUCAUGGUAUGUAUUACUGCUGCAAAAAAGCAGAAUCUAAGAAACUAUGUAAUGUGUUCCUCUGAGUGAAGUGCUUGACCUUGCCAGGUUUAAAACAAUCUACUGAAAAUGAGCCAGGGCUUUUAGCCAAAAGGUAAUUAUUCACCAAUCUUAACCAUCACUGGAUACACUUUGCAUAAAAAUGUAGAAGAAUACACUAAUAGCGAGCAGAAUCACAGUUUCAUUCAUGCCAUUCAAGGGCUCCUGGACAGGCCUGUAUAUAUAUAUAGCUCGUGUAUCAAAUUGUUCCGUUUGGAAGAAACUUGGUAUGGUAUUGUACACUGAAUGCACAUUACUCGUUUUAUUCGUGUGUAUUAUAGUGGUGUUUAUAACGAAGCCCACAGAUGUGUUGGUAGUUUCUUAAUCUGCCAGCAAAAUUCAAAUAAUCACUUGGUGAUGUAGUCGUAGUAGUGCAGCGAUCACUGUCCCUACACUUUCCAAUCUGGAAUCCCUUGUCGGAUGCACACGUAUCAAUAAGAGCACUGUCCUUAAAGGGGAUAUUAAGCCUGCUCCCUCAUUUGUUUUCUUGCAGAUGUCAAAUGCCCCAUUGAUGUGCGAGCCCAGUUAAGGGAAGACAGUGCUGACUUUUUUACGUUAUAUUUGUCAUCUGUGCCAGGUGUGGCUUCAAACAAAAGUUUUCCCACUCCGUAUUUAUUAACUGCAAUUGACCACACAUGGCAACAAGUUAAACACAAGACAUUACAUGAGUCUGAUUCCUCUCUUUUACUCUUGGUAUGAGCAGGGCCCAUGUCAUGGGUCUUGUGAAAUCGUUAAUCGUUCUUGCAGUACCCGUAUUUCCCGUUAGAGGGUAGGGUAGGAACCCGGUAAAUGUGGUUGGAGUGUGAUUCAUGCAGCAUGAGCGUUUCAAAUUACCCAUGCAACUCAGGGUCUCUCCUGAGACGGCCCCUUCUACAGAAAGAGUAUCGCGUAGCUAAAGGAGCCAGGUGACACAUUACAAAACGUUAAAUACAAAGAGUCAUGGUUGAGCUUUUUUGCAAAGCUUACGUGUUGUGCUCUUGUCAUGCUCGUACAGGCUCUCUUAUGAAUGUGAAUGAAGCAUUAACAUGCAGAAUUAAAUAGUACACCUUUUUUUUUUUCAAUGCAGAAUUGAACUCUGACGUAUUGCCACCAGAAUUGUUCACUCUGCAAAGUUGAUCGCCUCAUUAGACCGACUCAAAUUCCAUUGCCAUUUACCUGACGGCAAUUCAACCCAUGGAGAAUGUGAUGCUGUGCACUUGUGGUGUUGUGUCUGUACAUUAUUAUUAAUAUUACAUUUAUGCGUAAUAUAUGUACAUAAAUGAAAAUGUUGCCUUGCGGAUAACUGUAAACUUAACUGCAUUUCUUGUAAAUAUGCAUUUGGUGUAAAUUAUUGAAAACAUGAAAUGCAGUAGUAUUCACAAUGUAGUCAGAUGCAUUUUCAACUGCCAAAAUAUGUAUAUAUAAUAAGUAUGCUGAAAAAAAAUGUACCACCAAAUAGUUGCACUGACUGUGGAAUGAUGAAUGAUAUAUCAUUGUGAAGUGCACUUUACUGCAGUAUUUAGGUGGCAUAGUGCUGACAAACAACGUGUUGGUCUUGAUGUGCUGUGCACAGAGUUUAAGAUGACAAACAAUUGUUAGGUAUCACGAUCAAAGUGCUAAUGUGCAAGCUAUAUCUGGUUAGUAAAUAUAUUGCUUCUAUUACUGAAAAAAAGUGUAUGUAUGCAGUCUUUUUUACGUGUUUUUUUUUUAUAUUGCAGCACAUGUGGUACACAACAGUUAAUGAUUACAUAUUAUGGAUAUUUGCAUGUUUGUUUAUUAACUUGACAGUAACCUAAUGGUACACAGUCCUUUCUCAUCUCACACCAUACCCAUAAACUCUUCUUUAAAAGAAGUGAAAGACUUUUUGUCAAAUAUAAACUAUAUAAAUGUCAGUUGUCCAAGUGGAUAGAUGUCUUUUAUUUGUUGGGCAGUUGAGAAUUCGAUGUGAAUGUUGGCUACAAAAAGCCGGGUGCAAUCAUCACCUUUACUGUUGAAUUUACUACAUUAUUUCCAUUGUGUUACCCAGCAUGUGUAGCAGCCCUAUGGGGUAUAAACUGAAAAUAAUCUGCUAUUCCCAUUACUCGAGUCCUUUCCACAUCAUCCAACAACAAUCAAAACAAUUUGUAAAAAAAAACUAUUGCAAAAUGUUAUAAAAAAAAUAGUUGUUCAUUUCAUAUCAAGUUGCAUCGGCAUACUUUUGUGCGUGUGAGCUUGUGUUUUUUGCAUCCUGUGUAGUUCGAAGAUUAAAAUCCAGGGCAAACCCAUGCACGCUCACACCUUUUUCUGGAAAAGGUUUGCAAAUGUCCAAAAUGGUUUAAGAUGUAAUAAAAUAACACAUUUGAUGCGCGAUUGUAAACUAGUUUGUAACUAUGACAGCGUUGUGUAAGGAAAUAGCUAUUUUUACACAUGGUCGUGAAAGUUUAAUUGUUGGUACUUUAAAAUGGAUAUAAACCUAUGAAUUUCCAACAGGCACCCAACAACGUAUACGCAAGAACUUAAAUGAAUGCUGUAAUGCUGGAGUAUAUGAUUGUGCAUUUCAUCUCAACAUGUAUGAAUAAAUUAUGUUUUUCCUGGUAAAUGUGAUCUCAUAUUGGUUGUGUUCAGAUACGGAGAUUAUUCAAAUCAAUCAAAUUACAUCAUAUGAACUGGGUGGAUUCUGAAAGAUGGAUGAGAUUUUAAUGGUGCAUAUGUAUACACUCGGUGACCAUAAAGCCCUGCCUUUGUUUUGGUGUCCCUAUGCUGUACUGUAUUUGGAAAUAAAUGCAUCUAAAUGGACUAUCAACCAAUGACCACAAAUCACUCAGAUUUUUAUCGAUCUCGUCACCUCUUGAAGCUAAACCGUGCAUUGAGCGUGAAUAGUGCUUGGAUGUAUAUACCAGCGUACAUUAUUCAGGCAUAGGAUUGUCAGCAAAGGGCAAUACAGCAACAUUAAUUGUUGUGCUGUCGAUAUCUGCUCCAACGUAUAUGCUCCUCCCGCCUUAGCCUACAUUGACCAACGUGGUGAAAAAUGGUAAAAGAACUCACAUGGAAUGGGGAGGCCCUCAUCCAGCAGCUGAUUGUGCAUAUAUGGCGUAUCCUUUCAAAUCAAAUAUUCCUUGCAUUCCAAAAGGUUUGUUUUGUUGGAAUUGUUUGAUUCACUUGGAGCAGAUGGCAACACCGAUUAGUGCAUUCCAACGUUGUGGUUUAGAUAAAAUUAAAAUAGUUGAGUGUAUGGUAGAAGAUUGUGUGCCAAUCUGAGGAGAUGUUACAAGCAUGGAUGAACAAGUAAAAAAAAUCGACAGCUUUUGCGAUAUAAUCUAAGCCAAUGGUUCUUAAGCGUUACUGCAGCCUUGCACCCCUUUGAUUCUCAAUCGUAAUUUUUUUUAUAAUUGUAAUAAAUACAUAGGUUUAAUGAAACAAAGUAGUUGUACUUAGGUGCCCUUAAUUUGUUUCGAUGAUUUACCUUCUGAAAAAAAUCUGGUAUGUCUCGUAUCGCCAGGCGGUUCGUGGACUUCAGGUUAAGGAACACUGAUCGAAGCCUUCAGCGCUGCAGACAUUUUAGUGAAAUUUUUAAGAUGGACCACAAGUGUGCGCAAAAUAAAGGAAUUCAACGCUGGAGUAAAAAAAAAACGUUUACCGUACAUUUUAAGGCAUAAAAAAAAGAUUCGUUGUGAAGAUGCAUUACAAUCAGGGAAGGGCUUUAUGAUCAAUAUUUUAAUAUAUUAUUUGCAGUGCAUGUUACACUUGUUUUAAAGGGGUGUUAUUACUAGUCUACUUGUAACAUUUAAAAAAUACUGUAUACAUAUCGUCACAUUCAUGUGUAUUGCUCAAUGAUUUGUCAUUCCCAUCCAAUAUUUUGAGGGCACACUGAUCAUGAUUGCAG
Lethenteron reissneri (Far Eastern brook lamprey) is the source of this 10903-nucleotide messenger RNA. RefSeq names its product protein TANC1-like. Gene Ontology annotation, molecular function: protein binding. Lineage: Eukaryota; Metazoa; Chordata; Hyperoartia; Petromyzontiformes; Petromyzontidae. The record is from RefSeq and is a predicted model, not a curated record.